GCCAGGCUAACGUGUCUUUGAAUCACCUCUGCCCCAUCCAGACAAGUACAGCAAUAUAAGACAAUUGAUACUAAGGGGGAAAAAACACACCACCACUACCAGUUCUUGAGAUUACCUGUGCCAGUGCUUGUGGAAGAUCUAUCUCAGAAUGACUACUAUAAAGCUAAUAGCAUCACUCCUCUCCCUGGCUUAUCUGCUGCAAGUGGUCCUGUGCCUGAGAAUUGCCUCUUUCAAUAUCAAGAGCUUUGGUGAGACCAAGAUGUCUAAUAACACCAUCUCUGACUAUACUGUGACGAUCCUGAAUCAGUAUGAUAUUGCCCUCAUCCAGGAGGUGAGAGACAACUAUCUGACAGCUGUAGGGAAACUGAUGGAUAAACUCAACGGAGACUCACCAAAUGCCUAUCAUUUUGUGGUCAGUGAGCCUCUAGGGCGGAACACUUACAAAGAACGCUAUCUCUUUGUAUUCAGACCUGACAAAGUGUCCGUCCUAGACAGCUAUUAUUAUGAUGAUGGCUGUGAACCCUGUGGAAAUGACACCUUCAGCCGGGAGCCUGCCAUCGUCAAAUUCUCCUCCCCAAUUACAGAGGUGAAAGAGUUCGUCAUUGUACCCUUGCACGCAGCCCCAAAUGAUGCUGUUGCUGAAAUAGAUGCACUCUACAAUGUCUACUUAGAUGUCCUCCAAAAAUGGGACAUAGAGGACAUUCUGUUCAUGGGAGAUUUCAAUGCUGAUUGCACUUAUGUCACCCCUUCCCACUGGUCAUCUAUCCGUCUCCGCACUGACCCAGCAUUCCAGUGGCUAAUUCCUGACACUGCAGACACCACUGUGACGUCGACUGACUGUGCUUAUGACAGGAUUGUGGCCUCUGGAACUAAGCUACAAAAUGCCAUUGUGCCUGGAUCAGCCACCACAUUUGAUUUCGAGGCAGCAUACAAAUUGAGUCAUGAAAUGGCUCUAGCCAUCAGUGAUCAUUAUCCUGUGGAGGUUACACUGAAGAAAGCUUGAAUCUCCACGAUGGCUAUAUUCAUCUAACUUCUUUACUUCAUCUACUUCCCUAACUUCUGGCCAAAGUCACCAAAAGAACUGAAAAUGAUGGCUGAUGUCUUUAUUUGCCUUCUUCCCCCUAACAUGGGCUCCUAAAUGUCAAUGUGCAAAGUAUUCUAUCAUUAGAUUUGGACAAACUGGUUAUAGGAUUUGCUGAAGAUAUAAGAUGAUAGUAUCCUCUCUGAUUUAUUAAAAAAAAAACAAAAAAAAACAAUAGCUGACUACCUUCAUGGGCCUGAAAGAGACAAUUAAGUUGAUUAGAUUUUAAAACUGAAACCUUAUCCUAGAGUCAGGAUCCUGAAAACACCUGAAUUGUUACAGAAUUAAAAUGCAGGAAUUAAAAAGACCUUAAAUGGAAUCUAAGAAAGCCUUUGAUCAAAGUCAACAGUCAUUGUUCCUAGAAGGAACCUAUGGCCCUACUCAUCCAUCAACAUUAAAGAGCCUGAGCCUGGCUACUGCUCCUCUAAGUCUGUUAUCUCCCCCAUUAGAAUAUAGGCUCUGAGGGGCAGCUAGGUGGUGCAGUGAAUAGAGCUCUGGCCUUGGA
Messenger RNA from Vombatus ursinus (common wombat), 1586 nucleotides. It is a transcript of the gene DNASE1, whose product is annotated as deoxyribonuclease 1. Bases 149 to 1003 code for a protein of 284 amino acids. The transcript is spliced from 9 exons. Gene Ontology annotation, biological process: DNA catabolic process. The record is from RefSeq and is a predicted model, not a curated record. Lineage: Eukaryota; Metazoa; Chordata; Mammalia; Diprotodontia; Vombatidae. Gene Ontology annotation, molecular function: DNA nuclease activity. Gene Ontology annotation, cellular component: nucleus.